Xyrichtys novacula (pearly razorfish) is the source of this 1503-nucleotide messenger RNA. Lineage: Eukaryota; Metazoa; Chordata; Actinopteri; Labriformes; Labridae. The record is from the annotation of a GenBank genome assembly.
AUGAGUCAGCGUAAGGACAGAAAGGAGCAAAUCCCUCCCCCCCAAAUCCCCAAGUGGAAAGGAGAUGUCCAGACAAAACCCCAGAGGUGAGAUGAGGCUCCAUAACUGUCCAUCGUUUGUCUCCACAUCAGAGCUCAGCACUCACAUCACUUCAAUAUCAUUAUUUUCACUCAAAGCUAUGUGUGUGUGUGUGUGUGUGUGUGUGUCUCUGUCUUUACAUCUGCCUGUUGAAGACCAGCGCAGCAGCACAGUCCAGACUCUGCUGCAAGAGGACAUGAACUCAGAUCUGGACUGUACAGUUUGUCUGUUAAGCAACAACAGCCUAUGUCCGAAUCGAAUGAGAGUAAAGAUGGACAACUGUCUGCUAACAAAACGUAAGAAUAUUUACAGCUUUAGACAGCUGUCAUUCCACUCUCCUUUCUUUCUCUGGAUGAUUUGUUGAAUCUGUAGCUUGUAAUAAAAUGUCAGCAGUAAAAGUGGCCAAAUCACUGAGUUUUUGGUAAGCAGACAAGGUAGAAUAACUCUUUUCCACCUACUGUGUUUUUCGAAGAGUUUUCACAUUUCAAAGAGGUUAUUGGUUCCAUAAAUGUGUGUUAUGCAGUUGUAAACUUAUGCAAUGAGAAAAUUAGUGUUGAAUAAUCAUGGUCUCAAUGUCAAUCCAAAUAAUUAUGAUUAUUGCUUUUACCAUGAUCCAUUCGUCUUAAGCUACAUUGUAGUGCAUUUGUUCCACAGAGAUCAGCAGCAGCAGAGAUCACAGGGUCCCAUUGGUCAGUCAGCCCUGCAGCAUCAAGCACAGCUGGACUCCGUAUUUAUGGUGUGUAAAUGUCCAAAAACUGCUUCUGCAGAGUAGACACCAAUUACAUUUGGAUGUUGGUAAAUUAUUUCCAUGUAAGACUGUAAACAUCAUCUCUGCCUGAACUCAGUUUGUGAUUGAUUGGUUGAUUGAAUAAAGCCUUGCAUUUGUUUACCUGUAUUGUCAGAAGUCAGUGGAUGGUGGUCUCACACAGACUCAGAGUAUGACAGAGUGCACACUGAGUUCAGGUUGCAGUUUGACAACAGAAACAUUGAAGUUAACGUUGGUUACCAGCUUCAUCUAGUUAUACAUAACAUCUAAAGUCACUGCAGACCUUUUCUGUAUGAAACCUUACCAGGAUAUUUCACUACUAAGAAAUAUAUUUAACAUAGACAGCUGCACUCUGCAGACCAGCAGACUUCUGCUCUUUCACAGAUGAUGCAAUGACCAGUUUUACAAGUUUAAGUUUACAUUUUGUUCUGUUCCAGGUGCUUGAGGAGAAUAUUAUCAGUUUUGUGAAGAAUGAGCUGAAGAAGUUCCAGAGGGCUCUGAGUUCAGAUCACCCAGAAUGCUUAGACAGUCAGAAGGAGGCUGAAGACAAGGAACAAUGGAAGAGUAGAGAGGCAUUUCUGAAGAUCACUCUGCACUUCCUAAGGGGAAUGAAGAAAGAGGAGCUGGCUGACUGUCUGCAAAGCAGUAAGAAGAUUUGA